CCAGAGAGAGCAGACUAAUGGCUACCGUCGUCCAUCGUCAACUACAUUAUAAACUGUUUUAAUUUUACCGCAGAUUUAGUGGAGUGGUGCUAUGUCUUCGGGAAUGACUGGACAAACACCGUGCCUAACCAGCCGAUGGGAUCAGCCAGCCCAGUCUAAACAGAGUAUAGAUGUGAGGCAGCAGAGGAGCAAUGAAAGUGCAGCCCACCCUGUCUCUUUAUCAGGAGUGGUGAGCACUGCUGGUUCAGACAGCACAGUUUCCCAACCACCACAAACAGGAGAGAAACCAGCACCUCAGGGAGGAGUUGAAAUGGCCGCAGCCAUGGCUGCUAAAAUAAAUGCCAUGUUAAUGGCAAAAGGAAAGCUGUUGACUCCUCCUCCAUUACUUGCAAAGACCCCUCCAAGUGUGCCUGUACCAACCACUACAGAAGAAAUGGUUGUCACAGAGGUUGACAUAAAUGAUGUACCACUGAAUUGUAGGGACCUCCUUACUAAAGGCAAAACACAGGAGGAGAUACGACAGAUUAGUGGAGCAGUUGUCUCAACAAAAGGUCACUACAUGACUGAAGCUGAAAAGGGAAAAGGAGGAGGACAAAGACCUUUGUAUUUGCAUGUCCAGGGAAAGACUCAAGAGCAUGUCAAUAAGGCUGUUAUGAGGAUAAAGGAGAUCAUCUCUGAGGGCGUGUUGAGGGCCUCAGCAGCAUCAGGAGGACAACAGGUGCCUGUAAUACCUCCACUCACACUCUACCCUCAGCCUCCUCGGCCUGUUGUUCCCCCUCCUGUGCCACGGACUCCCAACACCAACUCAGUGCCAGGCCAGGGACAUCGGCCUGCAGCUCCUCAUUCAGGGAGCUUUGUGCACACAAAGAUUUUUGUGGGUCUGGACCAGGCGUUGCCUUCAUUUAAUGUGAAUGAAAAGGUCGAGGGUCCAGGAGGCUCGUACCUGAGUCACAUCCAGACAGAGACAGGGGCUCGAGUCUUCCUCAGAGGAAAAGGUUCUGGCUACAUUGAACAAGCAUCAAAACGAGAGUCUUUUGAGCCUCUUUAUGUUUACAUCAGCCAUCCAAACGCAGCUGGAUUGGAGGCAGCGAAGAAACUCACUGAGAGUCUGCUGGAAACUGUGAGAGCUGAACAUGCCCGAAUGGUGUCGAUGUACACGGCCACAGGCUCAACACAACCAUACGCAGCACAUGGAUUUCCACCUAAUAGCAAUUACUCUAGCCAGGGGUCCUGGUAUAACUACCCAGCAAAUGGGUAUGCUGGCGGCUAUUCAGCGUAUCCAGGAGACCGUGGUUAUUGGAGUAAUGCAAAUGGUCCCCCAAGUCAUUCUAACAUGUCGACAAACCCUCCAUCUUCUCAGGCAAUGGUUCAGUAUCCGGUGUGUCCUAGGAAACCACAUCCCUAUCUCGUCCAGGACCCUGGCAGCAGUGAGACAGUGGAACCUGAAGCAUCUUUGAGCAGCCCCCCUGACUCAGGAAGUCCCAAGCGUCAUUUCCACGAGGCAGCCAAGGAAGAGCAGCCAACCAGCCGCUCUCCAGAGGGUCCUCCUCAUCAGGAGUCUGCACUUCCUGCCUCCAAUGUUGGAGAGGAAAAAGCAGUAGAAAGGAUUCUGAUGCCUCCACCACCACCUCCCUUUGUGACUCCUUCCCCUGUUAUGCGCAAAAGGCCGAGAGACGCAGUGACAGAUGAUCUGACCAGUCAGCCCAGCAGCACCGCGUCAAUGGGUGCUCAAGAGGAUGUGUGUGAGAAGAAGUCUAAAGUGGACGAAGAUGCAUCAGGGCUUGUGCCCUACGGAGGAGAUUCCUCUGACGAAGAGGAGGAGAGGACACGCAGCAGUAAGACAGCUAACUCAUAACCCCUUCCCUGCCCUGCCCCGCCCUGCCCCGCCCCACCCCCACUGUCCAGGAUACUCGCAGACCCAAAGUCUACAUUCAGUUUAUCAGCGCAGUUCUUAAACUCAAACCCCAUAAAAGGAAAAAUCCACCCUUGUGUUGAGGACUAUACCAGUGUUUUGCCAUAUUUUCCCCAUUUACUGCAAACAACUUCUUUAUUGCUGACCAUUCUCCAAGCUAAAUGUUUUUGUUUGACUUUUUGCUUCAAUCCAAGCAGACAUGGUUUUGCAUUCUUCUCCUUAUGGCAUUUAAAGACACCUUCAUAUUUCUGGUGCCACUUUAUGUACUGACCUCAAUUUUGGGACUUAAAGGGCAGCUGACUAAGCUUUGUCAGGUUGACAGUAUUUAUAUAGAAGUAAUUAGGGUUGGGCAAUCAUCUUUGUUUUCAUAUUGUUUUAGGGCUUUCACUCUCACUUUACACAUCAGUGCAGCCUCUGUCAUUUACCUCUAUUUUGGUUCAUUUUACAUAGUGAUCACAAAAUAAGUUGAUCUGCAGCUACAGCUUGGUUCUCCUGAAUGGAGAUUUCUCCCUCUCUUGGUCUAGUUCUACUGUGGGCCUGUGUUUGUUAAGACAAAGUCAGUUGCAAAUCAAAUGCACUACAAACAUUCACAAAUGUCAAAGGCUUCAGCUAGAUAUGUGAGCCCGGCAGAAGGUAGCAGAGUGGAUAAAAGAGCCAUAGUCACGUGUGCCUCACACACCUAGAAUCAAGCAGCAGGCCUACGGAGAAUGGAGAUACAAGGUUUUGUCAGAAUGCACCGCUCACUCGUCAGGAUUGGCAGAUGGGAAAGGGUGCACAAAGGGGUUGCUUUAAAUUAAGCAGCAGUCAUCUGUGCUGAUUAAUGAUGAUUGCCAAAAGGGGAAAAAAAUCUUUGAUCAUUGAUAGACAAUCUGUUUACGGUUCUUAUCAGUAAUGAAGCACAGAUGAUAACAAGCCGGCUGAAGAUGCUAAAAAGCUACGGUAUGCAUGUUUUUUGAAUUAUCACCAGUCUCUGAUGUUUGGUGCUUUCCUGGACUCUCAAGGAAGAAUGGUUUUCAUUUUCUUGUCCUGGUGUUGGUUUUGCUUUGUGUACAUCUGUUUCAGUUAGUUAUUUUUCAUGCAUCUCCCAGAAUGCCUUUCUACAAUCCCUCUAACAGUGGGUUGGUUUUAGUCAAAGGUGGGCAUGGGUAAAUGUAUGCCCACCUACAUAGCAAAUGUAAAUAUAGAUAGCCUGCCGAGUAGUGCAUUGGCACUGUACAUACGUUUGUAGCCACAUGACUUAAAAUGCAAUACAUCAUGUGGCUCAAUGUUAUUAGCAAAUUUUGAGGAUAUGGUUUUAGAGAAUAUAAAUCUUUUUCUCCCUUGUUAUUGCUCUCAUGAUAGAAGCUUUUCUUUUUUACUCCAAGGGUCAGACUCUAAAAUGUGCACUUGCCAAAAAAAAAUUUGGUCCAGAAAAGCAAAGCACAUCAUCAGCAGCCACUUUUAACAGUGUGGAAGUAUUCAGGGUGGAUUUUUCCUUUUCAGAUGUGAAUACAAUUGUAUAAUAACAAAUUGAUUUUUUUUUCCUUCUUAAAACCAUUUAUUUCAUUUU
Messenger RNA from Seriola dumerili (greater amberjack), 3461 nucleotides. RefSeq names its product UPF0469 protein KIAA0907 homolog. The transcript has 14 exons. Gene Ontology annotation, molecular function: RNA binding. The record is from RefSeq and is a predicted model, not a curated record. The coding region runs from base 92 to 1855 and encodes 587 amino acids. Gene Ontology annotation, cellular component: nucleus. Lineage: Eukaryota; Metazoa; Chordata; Actinopteri; Carangiformes; Carangidae.